UCAAGAGCUGUUAGUAAUGGAGGGAGUAGGACCCAAAAAGAAGGUGCAGAGAAAGGUCCCAAAGGUUAUAAAGCGGAGGAAGCUGAUGAGCAUAACAACACGAAACAAAAAGCAUUUAAUUUGGAGAUGGCCCAUUUGGAAACGCACAGACUUGGAACCACAGGUUACAGCAAAGGACAGCAAAGAGUGUUUGAAUAAGAACAAGCUAUCGUGUUUGGUGCACGAUACCCCCAAAAUGUGAAUAUAGAAAUCACAAAAGGCAACCAGAAAACAAUGAAAAAUAAAACCACUGCAAAAAAAAAGGCAAUGAAUGAAAGAAGGAGGAAAAAGUAG
Rhincodon typus (whale shark) is the source of this 333-nucleotide messenger RNA. RefSeq lists its product as uncharacterized. The annotation marks the transcript as partial. The record is from RefSeq and is a predicted model, not a curated record. NCBI's taxonomy places the organism in Eukaryota, Metazoa, Chordata, Chondrichthyes, Orectolobiformes, Rhincodontidae. The transcript is spliced from 2 exons.